Molecule: messenger RNA, 3421 nt
Organism: Fusarium oxysporum Fo47
Lineage: Eukaryota; Fungi; Ascomycota; Sordariomycetes; Hypocreales; Nectriaceae
Exons: 2
Coding region: 1-3321 (1106 amino acids)
Source: RefSeq, a predicted model, not a curated record
AUGUUGUUCAAAGCUCUCACACUCGCUUUUAUCGCCAUCAGCAGCGCCUCCGCUGCCCCCGAUGGCACCACCAACAGCCUGAACAGGCGCACCGGCACCCAAUACUGCGGUGAAGCCACCUGGGUUCCUCCACGCGGCUCAACCCCGGGGUACUGCAAAUGCCCCUACGAAGGCCAGAUCUACAAGCAGUACUCCUGCGACUGCCCCGACGCACAGACUCUCAAGAACAGAAAGUGCGUCAACAAGUGCCCUGACGAUUCAGAGUACAAGCCUGGUAACUAUGGCAGCUGGUUUUGUGUCUGCGAUGACGACGGGGCUGCUUGGUCUUCGUCGUCUGGGCAGUGCAGCUGCAAGUCGGGAAAGGAGUCUGUUCAGGGGAAGUGUGUUGAUAAGUGUCCGGGGGGUACUACUCGACAGGGUGAUGGUACAUGCAAGUGUAACGAUCCCAAGAAGGAGGUCUUCAAAGGUUCUUGUGUGGACAAGUGUCCCCAGUACUCCACUCGCCAGGAUAACGGUAGCUGCAAGUGUCAGGAUGACAAGGAGCUGGUCAAGGGUGUUUGCGUCGACAAAUGCCCUCAGUAUUCGACGCGUCAGUCUGAUGGCAGCUGCAAGUGCAAUGAUCCGAACAAGGAGAUCAGCAAGGGAGCUUGUGUGAACAAGUGUCCUAAGGAUACUACACGCCAAGCUGAUGGGUCUUGCAAAUGUGACGAUGGUAACAAGGAACUCGUCAAGGGCGUUUGCGUCCCGAUAUGCCCUACCGGAUCGACCCGUCAGAGCGAUAACUCUUGCAAAUGCACGGACGACAAGCAGGAGAUCGUCAAGGGAGCAUGCUCUUGCGUGCCUGUCUGUCCUAAGGAUUCGACCCGCCAAUCUGAUGACACUUGCAAAUGCACCACCGAUAACGAAGAGAUCGUGAAGGGAUCUUGUGUCCCUGUCUGUCCCAAAAACUCAAAGAGACAAAGCGACGAUACCUGCAAGUGUGAUGAUGAAGCGCAAGAAAUCAUCAAAGGAGCUUGUGUACCUGUUUGCCCGAAGGACUCGACCCGUCAGAAUGAUGAUACCUGCAAAUGUGAUACAGACAACCAGGAAAUCAUCAAGGGCACUUGCGUUCCAGUCUGCCCUCAAGACUCUACGCGACAAGGCGAUGAUACAUGCAAGUGCGACGCAGAUGAUGAGGAAAUCGUCAAGAACACUUGCGUACCAGUUUGUCCGAAGGAUUCGACAAGACAACAAGAUGACACUUGCAAGUGCGACGAUGGUGAUACUGAGAUUAUCAAGAAUGUUUGUGUCCCAGUUUGCCCCAAGGACUCAAAGAGGCAAGACGAUGAUACCUGCAAAUGCGACGCAGACGACCAAGAGAUCAUCAAAAACGUUUGUGUUCCUGUCUGCCCUAAAGAUUCCAAGAGGCAGGAGGACGAUACUUGCAAGUGUGACGCAGAGGAUGAGGAGAUCAUCAAGAACACUUGCGUACCAGUUUGUCCGAAGGAUUCGACAAGACAACAAGAUGACACUUGCAAGUGCGACGAGGACAGCUACGAGAUCAUCAAAAACGCCUGCACACCUACCUGCCCUGAUAAGUCGAGCAGACAAGAGGACUAUACCUGCAAGUGUAACGAUAACGGCUACGAGAUUGUGAAGGGCACUUGCGUGCCAGAGUGUCCAAAAGACUCAAGCCGCCAAGAGGACGGCACUUGCAAAUGCAAUGCAGAUGGCUUUGAGAUUGUGAAGGAAACAUGCACAGCUGAAUGUCCCAAGGACUCAAAACGUCAACAAGAUGGCACUUGUGCUUGCGACACCGAGGGCUACGAGAUCGUCAAAGGUGCCUGUGUCCCAGAGUGCCCGAAGGAUUCUACCCGCCAGGAAGACGACACCUGUAAAUGUGAUGCCGAGGGCUUUGAGAUUGUCAACGGCGAAUGCAAGGAAAAGUGCCCCAAGGACUCAGAACGUCAGGAGGACAAGUCUUGCAAGUGUACUACUGAUGGCUACGAGAUCGUCGGCGGGGAGUGCAAGCCUGAGUGCCCUGAAGGAUCUACUCGUCAGCACGAUAACACCUGCAAGUGCGACACCGACGGUUAUGAACUCGUUAAGGGAGAGUGUAAGCCCGGGUGCCCCGACGACAGCUCUCGCCAAGAGGAUGGAACAUGCAAGUGUGCUGCUGACGGUCAUGAGAUCGUUGGCGGCGAGUGCAAACCGGAAUGUCCUGAAGGAUCUACCCGCCAGCAAGAUAAGACUUGUAAGUGUGAUACAGCUGGCUACGAAAUCAUCAAAGGAGAAUGCAAGCCCGAAUGCCCCAAAGAUUCCUCACGCCAAGAAGAUGGUACAUGCAAGUGCACCGCAGCUGGCUAUGAAAUCGUCAACGGCGAGUGCAAGCAAGAGUGCCCCAAGGACUCAACACGCGGUGAAAAGGACGUCUGUAUCUGCGACGACAAACUCGCCGAGCUAGACACCAAGAAUAUCUGCACCUGCAAACCCGGCAACGAGCCCUUCAAAGACAAAUGCACACCCAAAUGCGAAGGCGAUUCCACCCGCGACAACGACGGUAACUGCGUCUGCAGCAAGCCCAACACCGUCCUCUCUGGUAAAAAGUGCGUCUGCAAAAACGGCUACAAACCCACCAAGAAGGGCUGCAAGAAAGACUGUGGCUCACACGCUUACGACAAAGACGAUGUCUGUGUGUGCAAAAAGGCCGGCCAGACGUUCAACGAAGACAAGACCUGCACGUGUCCUACUGAUACACGCUGGAACGGCAAGAUGUGCGCUUCAAAUUGUGGCUCUGAAGCGUGUUGGAGUAACUCCGCCAAGGGAUGUGUCUGCAAUAAAUCAGGCAUGGAUUUUGACAGUGGGACGAAAACAUGCUCUUGUCCUGAUAAGAAAGUAUGGUCCGAUGGACAGUGCCAUAAUGAUUGUGGAAAACUAGCUACAUGGCACAAAAAGUCUCAAACCUGUGUUUGCCCUAAAAAGGGUCAAACCUUCAACCCUACUACUCUCGGCUGUGGAUGCACAGGUGGUAAGAUCUGGAGUGGCAAGGAGUGUAUCACCGACUGUGGAGAUUACGCCUCGUAUAACUCCCGAUCAGGCACGUGUGUUUGUGAUAAGAAGGGCCAGACUUUUGAUGCAGAUGAGAAGACUUGCGGAUGUCCCGAUGGAAAGGUUUGGUCGAAGAAUCAGUGCACUGUUGACUGUGGCGAUGCAGCUUCGUGGGAUGGGUAUGCUGGGAAGUGUGUUUGCUACAAUAAGAACCUUGUUUGGGCGGAUAAGAAGUGUACUUGUGGGACGGGGAGGAAGAUGGUUGGCAAGGGCUGUGUUCGAUCUAGGUUCUGAAUGGCCCUUUGAUGGUGAUGGGUGAUGAGUUGGUGGUAUCUCUUCUUCUUCUUACCUUUCUGCAUUGUGUUACUUCUACCUUGCGUCUACUCGCUUUAAU